CACAAAACACUAAAGCAAUGCACCACUUUAGUAGAUACCAAAACGACAUCACAACCCUCUAAAUCUCCGCCACCAAAGCCACCGUGAUUAUCGGGGAUCUUUGUCUGCAAUGGGCGGAGGCAGAGGAGGAGGAGGAGGAGGAGGAGGAGGAGCAGAGGCACAGUAUAUGACUGCCAAGAUUUCAGUUUGGUGGGACAUUGAGAAUUGUCAUGUUCCCAUGGGCUGUGACCCCCAUGCCAUAGCACAAAACAUAAGUUCAGCCCUUGUCAAGAUGAAUUAUUGUGGUCCAGUCUCUAUUUCUGCUUAUGGUGACACCCAUCGAAUCGAUUCUGCUGUUCAACAGGCUCUUUCUAGUACUGGGAUUGCUCUCAAUCAUGUCCCUGCAGGUGUGAAAGAUGCAAGUGAUAAGAAGAUACUUGUUGAUAUGUUGUUCUGGGCAGUGGACAAUCCUGCGCCUGGUAAUUAUUUGUUGAUUUCUGGUGAUCGAGACUUCUCAAAUGCUCUUCAUCAGUUGCGAAUGAGAAGAUAUAAUAUUCUUCUAGCACAACCACAGAAGACAUCCGCAUCCCUUCUUGCAGCCGCGAAGAGUGUAUGGCUUUGGACGAGUCUUUUGGCUGGAGGACCGCCGCUCACUGAAGGCGAGUUACAAAAACUUUGUAGUAAUAACUAUAUGUCCACUUCAGACACGAAACAGAUUCCAGUGUCUGAUGCCGCUCAAAUAAAGGAACCAGUAGAUUCCUAUUCUGAGAAGCCUUAUGUGGCAAAUCAGAAGUCUCCUUACACACCAAGGGGUCAUGACAAUAAACAGAAAGGGAAAAACAUUCAAAGAAACCCGAGUCAAACAAAUACAUCCAAAACAACAAGCUCGCCUCUUUGGACCCAAGAAGAUCAUCACAACUCAAACUCUCACCAACCUGGUCCUUCUUUCCCCAAAGUUCCCCCAAGUGGACCUGGCCUGGAUUUUGUUCCUGGAAAUAAUAAUUUUACUUGGAGUGACAACACCCACAUCAAUGGCAACUACCAAAAUCAUUAUACACAACAAUUAAGGCCAAACAAUCCUGGUAUGCGACCUGAAUUUGCAGCAGGUGGUUUGUAUCCUCCCCAUCCUAAUCUUCAUCCUCGCGCCCCUCCUCCAAUGCCUGUGAGACCCAAUGGAACUAGCUUUACCUCUGCACCAUAUACAAGUGCACCUGAUAUUGGUAUUUUGAACAUUCCCGGACACCCUGUCAACUUUAACCCUCAACGACGAAAUCCAGAGCUAAAACAUGAUCCCAAGAAGAAACUUCCCAGAUCUGUAAGCUUAAGUAACUCGCAAAAUGGAAAUAUGGCACAUAACUCGCCAUCAGUUUACCGGGAUGAGAAGCCAAACCAUAGGUACCCUGGUGGUCCAGAAUAUCCGCCAUCAUCCUCAUAUGCAAUGGGAGCCAGUGUUGCUCCAGGGAGUGAUAAAUGGGGGAGUCAAGGUUGCCCAAAACCUUCCGAAUAUGUUCAAGGCCUUAUAGGAGUGGUCUUGCUUGCCUUGAACACCCUUAAAAGUGAAAGGAUAAUGCCAACUGAAACAAAUAUAGCUGACUGCAUCCGCUAUGGAGAUCUGAAGCACCGUAAUACUGACAUUAAGAAGGCCCUUGAGAGUGCCAUUAAGCAUCAGAUGGUAGCAACUCGGAGUUUAGGUGCUAUGCAGUUGUAUGUUGGUAAAAAUGAGAAACUGUGGAAAUGUGUCAACCCUGUUGGUGGUAAAGCUAAACAAAUCCAAAAAGCAACAUGGAAUGAAAUUCAUCAAUUUCUGAGAUCCUCUGCUGGACGAUCUGCAAUCUUGGCUUCUGAGUGCAGGUAUGAAGCAGGCACUAUUUUAAAGAGUAAGUGCUUGAAAGAACAUGUUCUGGGUGAUGUACUUCAGAUCUUGAACAUGGUAAUUGGCUAUAAGAAAUGGAUCAUACCUCAUCAAUCAGGAUGGAGACCACUUAGCAUAACAAUAGCAGAAAAGGCUAACAGCGAUUCAGGCUCCACAGAGGGCACAUUUGGUUGGGAUUCAGGCUCCACAGAGGGCACAUUUGGCUGGGAUACAGGCUCCACAGAGGGCAAAUGGGAUACAGGCUCCACAGAGGGCACAUUUGGUGGGGAUUCAGGCACCACAGAGGGCACAUUUGGCUGUGAGUGGGGUUGAUUUUAAAAGAGGCUUCUUGCCCUUAGAAUUAGAGAAUAGGUAGUAAUGGUUAGAGUUUGUUUAUGCUGGUAUGUUUAGUGCAAUGGCCAUCUUAUAUUAAUCUUAAGUUGCCGGAGAAGAUCUCCCAGGUUUAUCCUGAGGGAAAGUUAAAAGAAGUGCUUCGACAACCUAAGUCAAGGUGACAGGUUUUCAGGGGGCACAUUUUUCUAGCUGCUACCAUGCGCGGUUGGGUCUUCCUUUCAGGGUGGACGUAGUGCAAUGGGGUGGUGGUCUUCAUUCUGUUCUCGGAUAUCUCUCACAUCUCUGGGAUUUUGCUUUGUUAGUAUAAAACCUGAGCUUCAAUUCAACCCAUCUACAGAAACUGUGGUUGAAGAUUAUAUAUUUUUCUAGCAUAUAUUCCUUUUAACAAGUUUACAUACAGAAGAUGGAAGUUAAGUGAUGAAGGCACCAAGUUACUCAGCAAAGAAAUAUGAAAUUAUUUUGCAACUCUGCAAAUUUGGAAGUUGUCUACCAGAAACUGACCUAUCACAUUUUGACCAUGAUUAGUCAUGAAGAUAUGAAGUCAGAAUGGGAGAACUCAACAAAUAAUGAUGGGUGUAUGCUGCAGGGACUGGAUGCUAAGAAUUAUAUACCUCAAAGCGUUGUCGAACUUGGUCAUUGCAAUUUGCAAAGAUGAUGUUGAUGCAACUUCUCUGGUUUUCAGAUCCUUGAGCCUUUUUUUUUAUGUUUUUGUUUUUGUUUUUUUUUAUCUAUCCACUGUUCGGUAAGUAUGUGUAAACCUCAAAUAAAGAAGUUUGAAUGCAUGCUCGCGGAGCUGCUCGCGAAGCAUUUUGUGGGUACCUCUAGUUCUGGCUGGCUUGUGUAAUUUUGAUGGAUGUGUAAGCAUUUAAAUGAAAUGAUAUUAGCCGAGUCUUUCCUCA
Molecule: messenger RNA, 3084 nt
Organism: Populus nigra (black poplar)
Lineage: Eukaryota; Viridiplantae; Streptophyta; Magnoliopsida; Malpighiales; Salicaceae
Exons: 3
Coding region: 110-2164 (684 amino acids)
Biological process (GO): regulation of gene expression
Cellular component (GO): peroxisome
Molecular function (GO): RNA nuclease activity
Source: RefSeq, a predicted model, not a curated record